Messenger RNA from Linderina pennispora, 2543 nucleotides. Its product is annotated as AAA-domain-containing protein. Gene Ontology annotation, cellular component: peroxisomal membrane; cytosol. Gene Ontology annotation, biological process: protein import into peroxisome matrix. The record is from RefSeq and is a predicted model, not a curated record. Gene Ontology annotation, molecular function: ATP binding; ATP hydrolysis activity. Lineage: Eukaryota; Fungi; Kickxellomycota; Kickxellomycetes; Kickxellales; Kickxellaceae. The transcript is spliced from 11 exons. The annotation marks the transcript as partial.
AUGCCCGUGGGCGAUACAGUAGGCGAGGAAUGGGAGGAUCUAGGAUCGAAGGCUGCGGCAUUGCUGGCACCGGUCGAGGAUGGCGAGGACACAGGGAACCGCGGGUACGCAGAACUGGCGACGCUGGCCAAGCUGGGCGUGGUCAGUGGCAGCUGGGUGGCUGUGACCAGUGCGCACAGUGACUCGGCCGAGCGCCGUGCGAUCCGCGCAUCGGGCAUACCGUCGACUGAAAGCAUUCCGGUGACGGCAGUGCCGCUCGGCGUGCCACCCAGCACCCCCAGCCCAGCGUUCCUUGAGAAAGAGCCCACGCAAAAGUUCCAGCCGGCUCUGGAGCCCGAGGAUGGCGCAUUGCGCGUGGUACGUACAGGCGAUGACGUGGAUCCGGUCAAUGACCUCGUGUUUGACACGCCGGUUAUUGGAGAUUCAGGCAGAGUGGAUGCCAACGAGCUCGUGUUCUACAAGAUCGUCAGUGCCGAAGGGUUCCGGAACCGCUGGGCGUCGUCAUACGACAGUGAAAGCGAGGAGGACAGCGAGUACGAAUACGUAAGUGACUACGACGAAGAGGACGACGGAGAGGAAGACGUGGAUGCGAUUGCGGACCCGCUGGACCGGCAAUGGGCACAGUGGUACCGGCGGGUACGCGGUCUGGGUCUGGUGGUCCAACCCGACACCACAAUGGUCCACGCCCACGCGCCAUACCAGGCCAUCCGUGCCUUCCAGGACACCCUGGGUGCACCAUCAUCGGGUGCCGAGCCGAUACGCAAAUCGCUGCUCAAGGGAAACGCAGGCACGGGCAAGCGUCACGUGGUGCGGUCCCUGGCCAGCACCCUGGGGGUCCAUUUGUACGAGCUCAGCAGCUACGACAUUCUGGGCGACUCUGCCGACAAGACCGCGCAGGCCCUGCAGCUGUACUUCCAGAACGCCAUACGCUACACGCCAUGCAUUCUGCAUCUGCGGCAGGUCGAGGCACUGGCACAGAACGCAGCACCCGGCGAGGAGAACGACGAUCUGCCGAUUGCGCGCGUCCUCAAGGCCUGCCUGGACGACCUCACCCGGGCGCACCGCGAGUCGGGCUUCCCGGUGCUAGUGGUGGCGACCAGCAGCAUGGCUGACAAGAUCCCGAGCGCUCUGGCGGCUGCCUUCCGCCACGAGCUCGAGCUGCCGGUGCCCGACGAGACCACCAGAGCGGCGCUGCUUGCGCGGAUGUCUCAGGGACUGACGCUGGCGCCUGACGCCGACCUUGCAUUUGUUGCGCAGCAGACAGCGUCGUUUGUCGCACGUGAUCUCGCCAUGCUCUUCAAGCGCGCUGCGAACCGCGCGUGGCGACGUGCGCGUCCCCAGGCCACGACGCCCCUGCAGACGCGGUCCCUGGCUCUGUCGCAGCAGAUCAUCACAAACGACGACCUGGUGGGUGCGCUGGGCGAUGCGCGUGCGUCGAUGUCGGACACCCUGGGAGUGCCAAAGAUUCCGAACGUCAAGUGGGACGACGUGGGCGGACUGGCAGACGCCAAGAAGGACAUCCUGGAUACGAUCCGGCUGCCGCUGGAGCAGCCGCACCUGUUUGCGUCCGGACUGAGCACGCGCUCCGGCCUGCUGUUCUACGGGCCGCCGGGCACCGGCAAGACGUUGCUGGCAAAGGCCAUUGCGACCGAGUGCGGGCUAAACUUCUUCAGCUGCAAGGGACCGGAGCUGAUCAGCCCGUAUAUUGGCGAGAGCGAGGCCAACGUGCGCAAGAUCUUCCAGCGCGCGCGCGAAGCCAGCCCGUGCGUAAUCUUCUUCGACGAGCUCGACUCGCUGGCGCCCAAGCGCGGGCAGCAGGGAGACUCGGGCGGCGUCAUGGACCGCAUUGUCAGCCAGCUGCUGGCCGAGCUCGACGCGAGGGAUGGCGACAAGGCUGCCGCUGCCCCGCAGGUGUUUGCCAUUGGCGCGACCAACCGCCCGGAUCUGCUCGACCCAGCGCUGCUGCGCCCAGGGCGCUUCGACAAGCUGGUGUAUCUGGGCGUCAGCGAGACCCAUGCAGCCCAGCUCAACAUCAUCCAGGCGCUGACGCGCAAGUUCCACCUCCACCGCGACCUCGACCUGGCCAUGGUCGCCGAGCAGUGCCCGUUCCACUACACCGGCGCCGACUUUUACGCGCUGUGCUCCGACGCGCUCCUCAAGGCCAUGCUGCGCACUGUCGACGAAGUGGACGUGCUGGUAAACGACUGGAAUAGCGGCAAUGCUGGCCCUGGCGCCCACUACCCGGUGCCCAUGACGCCGCAGUACUACUUGGACCAUAUUGCGCCUGAUCACGUCAAGCAGGACGGCGAGGAGCUGGUUUCGCCAGAGGAUCUUCUCAGACGCCUCCAGCAGAUGCUGCCCGACAUGACCGUUGCGUCGGCUCCGCCCGCAGAUACUGUGCUUGCUGCCGGGGAGGUCGAUCCGCCCGAGUCUGUCUCUCCUUCAGAACUCGAUCCUCCUUUAGAGACAGCCCCUGCCGCUGCUUCAUCUGAUCCACUGUGGCAGCAAGGAAACAGGCACGGACCGUCAGUUGCGCAGUCUGA